Molecule: messenger RNA, 4131 nt
Organism: Cyprinodon variegatus (sheepshead minnow)
Lineage: Eukaryota; Metazoa; Chordata; Actinopteri; Cyprinodontiformes; Cyprinodontidae
Product: voltage-gated potassium channel subunit beta-2-like
Exons: 14
Coding region: 1090-2382 (430 amino acids)
Biological process (GO): regulation of potassium ion transmembrane transport; potassium ion transport
Cellular component (GO): cytoplasm; membrane; voltage-gated potassium channel complex
Molecular function (GO): potassium channel regulator activity; transmembrane transporter binding; voltage-gated potassium channel activity
Source: RefSeq, a predicted model, not a curated record
AGAAACGGAGUGAGAGCAGCACAGAGAGCAGAGUUAUACCAAAGCAAACCAUCACACCGCUUGUGCGUGGUGAACAUUUCGGCGCUUCUAAAACAAAAAGGAUCAAAUAAAAAAAUAAAAAUCCCGGAUCUGGGCUGACAGGAGGAAACUGGAGAAAGAGGCGAACCGGAUCGACGCUUUAAAAAGCCGCCUGCUGCAGCUGAUUCUUUAAUUAUUAUUUUUGGAUAAAGGGGGGGAGGCCAGUUUGCCGGUAUUUUUAUCUCUCCUCCCGCUUCAAAGCCGCCGGUAUGAACAACUUGAUGCGCUGAAGGUAACGCCGCUGAAUUUUCUUUUUCCAUUUCCUUCUCUUGCAUCAAUUUGAUGCUGCGUGAAGCGAUGAUGCUGCUGAUGCUGCUGCUGCAUCGGUGGGCUUUGAAUGUGUGAAUCCUGCACGGGACUCUCCUCCUUGGCAAUGGAAAUCAGAGCCACCUCUUUAUUUCUCUGCAAUAAUUACUGUGACAAUAAUAAAUAUGGCUUAUUUUGGUGCCUGGGGUGAGGGUGCCAGUGGCUGUGAUUUUGUAUCUCCUGCUGCUGCAGCUCCUCAGCUCCAGACAGACUCAAGUAGCCUCAGCUGAAGAGGGGAAAAAACAUAAAACAGCAAGCUGGCAAGUGCUGUAUCACCCAACGCAAGCCAAAGGAGCUGCUGCAUGUAUGAGGGAAAGGGCAUCCAUCACACCAAGGAGCAGGGGCUUCCCAAGAACCGCCACAUCCACACAUUCGUCUGAGGACUGCUGAGAGCUUACAGCCCCCUCCUGAUGGUUGUUGGAGGGCAGCCCUGAUGCAUCUUGUGCAUGUGAAAACUCUCAUUUUGCCAUCGCUGUAUCAACAGAAAGCAGACGGUGACUCUGUGUGUGUCAUGUUAGAGGCUGGACUCUUGCCUGCUCACACCAGCUCUCUGCCAAUAUCUCUGACCUGCCCUGUCUGAGCCCUUUGUAUGAGCAUCUCCACCAGUGGUUUGUAGACAUUACCUGUUGUCUAAGGAUCAAACAACAACAACAACAAAACAGACUCCUCACAUUUCUGUCAGCGUAGGACAGAGCAGAGGUCAAGAUGCAGGUCUCCUUCGCAUGCACUGAGCACAACCUGAAGAGCCGCAGUGAGGACCGUCUCUGUGGCCUCCGCACCGCCCCACCUCCAGGAGGAAGCAGUGGUGGAGGUGGUGGUGGAGGUGGUGGUGGCGGUGGUGGAUCAGGAGGGGGCAGUGGUGGAGGAGGAGGUGGUGGUGGACAGGGGGGUAACGGUAACUACUCCUCUCAAGGGUCUGUGAAGAACAGGGAGGGCUCCGGGUCCCGCCAGACUCCACAGGGCCAUGCCCACAUGAAGGAGGCCAUCGGGCGCCACAGCAACAUGAAGUACAGGAACCUGGGUAAGUCCGGCCUUCGUGUUUCCUGCCUGGGGUUAGGCACCUGGGUGACAUUUGGAUCACAGAUCUCAGAUCAGAUGGCUGAAAACCUGAUGACCCUCGCUUAUGAAAAUGGAAUUAACCUGUUCGAUACGGCAGAGGUGUAUGCUUCUGGAAGAGCGGAAAUCACUUUAGGGAACAUUAUCAAAAAGAAAGGAUGGAGGCGCUCAAGUUUUGUCAUAACAACAAAAAUCUACUGGGGAGGCCAAGCCGAAACAGAGCGAGGGCUCUCCAGAAAGCACAUUAUUGAAGGUUUACGAGGAUCUCUAUCAAGGCUCCAACUGGAUUAUGUGGACUUAGUUUUUGCCAACAGAAAUGACGUCAACAGUCCAAUGGAAGAGAUUGUUCGGGCCAUGACGUUUGUAAUAAACCAGGGCAUGGCCAUGUACUGGGGAACCUCCCGCUGGAGCGCAAUGGAGAUCAUGGAAGCGUACUCCGUCGCACGUCAGUUCAACCUGAUCCCACCUGUUUGUGAGCAGGCAGAGUAUCACUAUUUUCAGAGAGACAAAGUGGAGGUGCAGCUUCCUGAACUCUACCACAAGAUUGGUGUGGGAGCGAUGACCUGGUCUCCACUUGCAUGUGGAUUAAUCACAGGAAAGUACAGCGAUGGUGUGCCUGAGUGCUCCAGAGCAGCAAUGAAGGGAUACCAGUGGCUGAAGGAGAGGGUGAACAGUGAGGAAGGCAGAAAGCAGCUGGCUAAAAUCAAGGAGCUCCAUCUACUGGCAGACAGACUGGGCUGCACUGCUGCACAGUUAGCCAUAGCCUGGUGUUUGCGAAGUGAAGGAGUCAGCUCUGUGCUUCUGGGUGUUUCUAAUACUGACCAGCUACUAGAGAACCUUGGAGCCCUCCAGAUUUUAACCCAAAUGACUCCUCAGACCAUUACUGAGAUCGACGCCCUGCUGGGAAAUAAACCACACUCCAAGAAAGAGACACGUGCUUGAAGACACAAAAUAAACAGUGAUGGAUGACAUUUCAUGAAAGAAAACCUUGGGAAACUUCGCUUUUUGCUCUGUUGUAUACUCAGAUUGCAUGUUCUACGUAACAUUAUGCUUCCAGUCUGUGCGCAUACACAUUUUUGCGCAGCAAAUUGUAUCAUAUACAACAAAAAGAUAAUCUCUCUGAGCUGUGAAAAAAAGGAUACCGUAAUAUAUUGCUCACUGUCAAUCAUUCAGAGGCUUCAUAGAGCCGGCUUCUGCUGUGCAAAGGAACCAAGAAAGGUUUGCAAGCAUUCAGCUGCAGUCAAAGCACAUGAAAUGGCCUGAAGUGGAAAAGAAACCCCAGUUUUUGUCCUUAAAUGCAUUAUUACAGGUCAAACGGGGCUUUUAUUGCACACGUGCGUCUGCUUCCCCUUGCAGAAUAUCCUGCAUGAGGUUCAGAAGCCAGAGAGCCAAACGAUUAGCACCCAUGUGUCUAGCUGAACAUUUCCAUCAUGUGCAUGUGACUAGUCUGCAACUCUCACUGCUUUACAGGGUUGGGAAUAAUGGGUUACUUCAGGAGACAAAAACACAGCAAUCAUCACUAGGCCUAGCACAGAUAUUGAGCAGAAUCGAUUAAAAUAAAAAAGCUGAAUAAAGCAUUUAUUUUGCUUAGCAAAAGUCACUUUAAAAAGAUGCAAAUAGAUAUUAUUAGUGGGUGCAGUUAAGAAAGACUUUCCCAACCCUGCUGCUUUCCCAGCAGACUUUUUGCCUCCUGUUUGUAAACUGUGCGCAUGUCCCUUUAAGAGAGAAUUAGCCCUAGAGGGGCAUAAAUGUGGCAUGGCUUUUACAGCUUAUGUAGAUUUGCAGUGCCCUCGUAAGCCAUUGUUUUGUUUAUUUUUCUUUUUUACUUGAAUAGUCCUGAAGCCCUGAUGCAGGGAGCUCGCUUUAAAGAGCCCCGGCUAUCCUGGGACACAUCUGUGUCCAAUAAUGUAGAACCUUUACGUUGUCUUAAACGGCACAGGAAAAUAUCAACGACAAGCGUCAACAAUGCAAAGACUGUUGCUGUACUUAAAGAAAAGGUUGGAGAGUGUGGGAAGGGUACAUAGCUUUGGACACACUGUGGUGUAAAUGUACUUUUCCAAUCAUAGGGGAAAAAAAGUUUAUUUACAUACCAUGAUACAAGGAGCCCUGGGGUAAGAUUAAGCAAAUGUUCUUUUUUUUUUUUUUUUUUAUUUGAAAUAUAGCUUCUCUGCUCAUAUCUCUCUGAGUACUCCUGUAUCCUUCUACACUUUAUUUCAUUCAAGCAUUUAUGAUUUCUUUGCUCCUACUCUGUGUCGGCUUGUCUUGACCUGCAUAAUAUAAAGAUUUGAUCCUCGCUGAUGUUGCAAAAGGAAGAGCAACGUUGUCAUCAAUUUCUGUUAUCUUUUAAAGAAGCUUUUUACUUCUUUAGAGGGAAAUUAAGAAAGAAACAGUUUUACAAACUGAGUUUAAAAUGUGAAAACAUGCAGUUGCAGAAAACCUGGUGUUUGUUAAUGAACUGUUAAGUAACUAUUCAGCUAAACUUACAUACCGUAUAUCUUUGACCAGAGCGAUAGAACGUUUCUGUGGCUGUGAGAAACAAGGCUGGAUGAUUGGUUUUUGUUGUCAAAGCACAGAGUGAGCAAGUCAUUUAGGGAGUUCAAAUUAAACUUUGUUAAGGUACAUUAAAACAUCUUACUACAUCUUGAAAGCACAACUGUUUUUCUUUGUUUUGUUAUUUUUUUUCAAUAAGAC